Messenger RNA from Cinara cedri, 7428 nucleotides. NCBI's taxonomy places the organism in Eukaryota, Metazoa, Arthropoda, Insecta, Hemiptera, Aphididae. The record is from the annotation of a GenBank genome assembly.
GUGCCGAUCGCCGCCAAUCGCCGUUACUGCGGCUCGGGAGCCAGCGGCGGCCCUCAGUGCACGUCCGCCAUCACUGUAAGUUGUGCUGUGCGUGCUGAUGUGGGCCGACGUGCUCUCCGAACUGAGACCGAAUAGGGCCUCAUGCAGAAGACUUUUUUCGACAUAAAACAUAGGUUAUUGAGCGCAUUGGACGAUGAAUACAAUGUAAGACAAUAUUAUUUUUACAAACUCCCUUAUUAUUAUUUUAUAUUAUUUUUUUUUUCAUAAAAAAAAACGAUUUAUAUAUAAUGCAUAUUAUUAUCAUAUAUUGUUAUAAGUAUGGCGAUUAUUAAUAUUAUUUUAGUGGUUUACGUGGUGGUGUUUCUCGUAUUUUAUUUUCGUUGUAUUAUUUAUUAUUAUUAUUCCGAAGAGAAAACGACGUGUUGGCGGCGCGGCCUGGUUUUCGUUCGUUUCCGUUUUUAUUUUACUAUAAUAUGCAAUAAUGAAAUACUUGACGACUAUCGGCCGUCGUUGCUCGGCCCCAGACUGCUGUUGUCCAUGUGUACGUGUGUACGUGUGCUACGGAAUGGUUUUCUACUGCUGCCGCUGCUGCUGCCUGCCGCCGCCGCCGUGGUCGCCGACGGACGCCCGUGUGGCGCGCGGAACGUCCGCGCCAGAUUACGUGCGUGUGUGCGUUACUCUGAUGGUGCGCGGGCGCCCGCGCGCGGUAUUCACACAAUGGCCGAAAAUAGGUUCACGCAACGUCGUCGGCGGCGGGCGUACCGUACGGCGUACACUGAUGACAUUAAAUACGGACGGGCAUCGCUAUACACGCAGCACUGCGCAUGCGUAACGUUCCUUUCUCGUUUGCGCGUUCUCUUUUCCGCUUCGUCCCGGUCUUUAUUUAUUUUUCUCUGUGUGUUCGUACUCCUCUUUCCCUUUUAGUCUAUUACACUAGGUAGGUAUAUCUGGCGGCGUAUCCUGUAUUCCAUUAUGUUCGCGUUGUCCCGUUUCGCCUGACAAUGUUUUCUUCGUUUCGCACCGUCCAGCUAGCUAGCUAAUUUUUUCAGUCGCCGCCACCACCACCACCGGGCACCGACGACGCUGCCGAAUUUUAUGUCAUGCAAAACCCUUUACAGAAUAUUCACCGUCCUAUACAUACAAUAAUAUUUGAGCUGUUGUUUUCGUCCCCCCCCCUCAAUGUACAAUAUGCUAUUUUUCCGUACGCACAACACGAAUGUGUCCGUCUGUUGCGGGCUGGGUGUUUGAUCAAUGCGUGUGUCCGUUCUUCGUGUCGUAGUUGUUGAUGUCCGACCGCACGCCCCGCGGUCGUCGUCAAGGGCUAUGGGGAAUAUACUCGAGAAACACUGGAUUAAUAAGACUACAAUGACUUUUUUUUCUAUUAACUUGCGAUUUUUUUUUUUAAAAAAAAUAACUUAAAUUGCAUAUGUACCAAACGUGUGCAUGCCGAAUUUCUUUGUGGGUUGUUUUGUGUGUUGCUAUAGCUCUCCUUUAAAUUGUCAUUUUCGUUAACUUUUGACUAAAUCGUGUUAAUGUGUUUUUUACUUUCGGUUAUUGCCCUGUUAAAUUAUUGAUAUUUUACAUUCUUCUUAUAAUGGUAUUAGUUAUAACCAUUAAAACAACAAUAAAUAAUUUAUUUUUAUUUUUUUCAAUUUCAUUGGUAUUAUUAUUUCUCUAGUUUGUACCUAUGACAAUUUUUAAGUUUUUAUCAUAUUUUGUCACGGUAAAAAUUUCUGUCUAAAUAUUACUAAAUUUUUAUUUUAUCGGUCUUGUGACAAUUCAGUAUUUUUUUUGUUCAGAUCUCUAAUAAAAUAUUUAUAUUAUAAUUUAAUAAUUUUAGCACUGAUAAUCUAAACAAUUAAUACCUACCUACUUUAUUUUGAUUUUAUUAUAUUAAUAGAGACUUUUUUUGUAUUACAUAAUAAUUUGUUUAGGUUUAGGACACUGGGUGAAGGGAACUAAAUAAUUUAAAAAAAUUGUAUAAGAUAUUCGUUUUCCUGAAAAUCUUACUAAUUAUAUCAAUACUGAUUUAAUUUUGAUUGUUAUUAAUAAACAUUUCGAUUCUGUUUAGUUAUUACUUAUUGAUUUAUUUUAAUAUGUGAAGUCUGCAUAUUAAGCUAUCUGGUGUGAUACAAAAUAAUUCGUAGAUACUUCAAUUAAGAUUUGUAUAGAAACCUGGAAAUUUAUCAUACUUUAAAAUUAUGCUUUUUAAUGAUAAUAUUAAACCUAUUAAUUGUUUAUUAAAUGACUCAACUAGGUUAGAUUAAUAGUUUGAUUAAGACUAAAAUAAUAUUUGAUGUAGUUUAUUAUUGGUAUUUUAAUAUGUUGUGUAGGUAUCUAUUUGAUUUUUUUUUUUCACAAUUUUCAGUUGCAUAAAACAAUUUCCCAAUUAAAGUUUGACUAAACUUGAAUUAAUUGUAAAAAUUGAUUCUUUAUUUUAAUUAAUAUUAUAUUUUUAAUGACAUUUAUUUUUAUGCAGAAAAUAUUUUUUUUUUAAAUUGUAAUUAAUAUUUUUAAAUAAUUUAUACAAAAACAUAAUAUUGUGAAUAAAAAAAUUAUUUUAUUUUCCCUUUACCUCAUGUAAAAUGUUUAUAUUUUGAAUAUGUACAAAUUAUAUUAUUUUAUACAAAUGUACUAAAACAUUAUUUUUGAUUUUUUAACAUUUGAGUAUGAUUUUAAAAAUGAAGGGUAAAUAAACAAUCAUAAAGAUGAUUUAAUUUCAAAUAAGAUACAAUAUUUUACAUACUUUGUAAAAUUAAAAUUACCUAAAACUAUUAGAUUUCUAAAUGGGUACAUGGAAAUAUAUAAUAGGUUGGAUGUAAUUUUGUACUAGAUAAUAUUAUACAACUUUAAAAUAAGUUAUAUAUCUUGUACUAUUUAAUGUUUAUGUAUGAUUAUUUAUUUAUUUAUUGAAUUAAUGCCUGCAAAAACAAAUAAAUAAAUAUUACAUAUAGAUUUAUUAUACCUGUAUAAUCAAAAAUCCAAUAUUAAAACAUUUAAUUAAAAUUAUUUUCUGAUGGUUCUUCAUCGAAACCAGCAUAAUAAUUUGAUAUUUUAUAAUUAAUACCUAUCAUUACUUUAAGCUUUAUGUUUAUUAUUUCAAAUUCUAUACUAUUUUAGUUUAUUUUAUAUGCUAAUUUUUAGUAAAAAAAUCUCUCAGAUUAUUCAACUUACAAUAUCUAUUAUGUAUUUGUAUAUAUAUAUAUAUAUAUAUGAGAGGUGUAAUCAAACAGUUCAGGGACUGAUUGAGCUGUGUACCACGGUACAGGUUAGGUUAGCUAGUGGCUAUAGUGUUAGGUAUCAUAGGCUUCUGUGACUUCUCCUAAGUACAUAUUUUUUUAUGGACUCUAGUUUUGAAAACCUUUAGUUUUUAUAUUUUUGUAAAAUAAAUUAUUUAUGUGUUUAUUAUUUUGUUAUGAAUCUAAAAGCAAAGCUUUUUGAAGGAUUUGUAAGUUUUUCUUCUGUUUUAAUGAAGGGAUCUUGUUACAAAGCCAGAUAUGUUAAGGAAAAGUCAUAAGCCAAUAAUAUUAAUCCUACUACUUUUAGAUGUCUGUUGGCACGCAUUUAAACAGCCCCGGAAUUUUUUAAUAACGCCUUGUAUACAUAUUAUAUUUAUAUGCCAUCAAUCUUUUCCCGCUACAUGUUUACUCUUUUACUGAUCUCGCUUAACAAAAUGAACUCUGGAAUUAAAAGUGGUUUUAUAGACUGAUUGAAGUGAUAAAGCUUAUAUUUAAUUUCACCAUGUUGCGGAGGGAUUGGGUGUUAUUUUAGCUUUAAACACCUAUACAUCCCUAUAAUUAAAGCCAGUAUGAUGGAAUUGUGUUUUUUAACAGCAUUAAUAUUGAAGAACUUUUAACCCCUACCCUACCAUUUAUAUACACAAAUUCAUAAUUUUUUACUAUUAUAUUUAACUGUUAAUUGUUUCACAAAAAAAAAAAAUAGGGAGUAAUUGCCUAGUGAUGGAGCUUUGCAUAUCAUGAAUUAUUAUUUUUUUUUUUUUUAUAAUAUACAUAGGUAAUACAUAUGUACAUUUAAUUUUAAUUUGUUGAACACACAUUAUAAAUACUUAUUAAAUAUGAUUUCUAUAAAUAAAAUAAAGUUUUAAAAAUCUAUAAUAUAGUAAUAAAUAUAUUGUCAUUAUUAAAAAUUUUAAAAAAAAGAAAUGCAAUUAAAAUUUGUUAAAAAGUGUACUGAAUAAAAUUACACUGUAAAAAAUGUUAAUAAUUACAUGUUAUAAAUAUAUAUUGCUUUAGGUUACCGACAUGUCUACAGUGUUUGAGGUUAUUUCAACCCUCGAACAGCUACCAGUUACCACGGAGGUGCUUGAGGUAAAUAUUAAUAUUUUAAGAAUUGAUAAAUUAGUAUUUUUUUUUCCUGAGUAUACACAUAGAACUCGUUAAUAACAUUAUUUUGUUGGUUUUACAAUUUAUUUUUAACUUCUUAAAAAUUUGAAUAUCACAUCAUCAUGAUGUCUAAAUUGUAUAUUUGUAGAGUAUGUUUUAAAAAAACUUAUUUAAUUGCCUUAUUUCAUCCUUAUAUUUUUACAAGUCUCAAAAGUGAUCAUGUAUAAUUUAGGAACCACUUAACACAUCUUUUCUCAACCUCUUCAUAUCCGUGUUCCAUUUACACAUUUUGAAAUUUUUCACGCAUCACUUGCCACGAAAAAUUGUGUUGGUCAUUAUCAUAGAACUUUUUAUUAUUGAAUCUAAAUAAUUAUAAGCAUUUAAUAUACAAAAAUACCAUUAUUAUUUACGAUCACAUGGACUAAUAACUUUUUUUUUUCACUUAUCAAUAAAUUUCUUUUAGGUUGAAAAUUGCUUCACUGGUUAAAAUCAAAAUUUAAUAAAAAAAAAUUGUUUAAAUCUGAUGGUCACUUUUGGCAUGACUGCAAUGAUAUACACAUGUUAUGCAGUAUAUAUAGAUAAUAUUGUAGCUAAUGGCAUAAUGUGAUUUAGUAUUUGAAUGUCUGUUGAAUGGAAGUUAAAAUUUCAAAUUAUAAAUUGUCCCAAUAUUAAAUAAUAAUGAUUAUCUUUAUAAUCAAUAUAGGUGUUUAAAAAUAUUAUUCAUCAUACUAUAAAGAAGAUCAAUAUUCACUUAUAGGUUUUAAAAAGCUCUAAAAAUCAACAUAUAUAUUAUAAUUUUACAAUAUAUUUUUUAAAAGUGUCAAACUAGGUUAGUAUAGUCUACCUUACUUAUUACCUACCCAAAUUUAUCUAAACAAUUGAAUUAUAUAAUGAAAAAUAGUAAUUAUAUUGAAAGAUGAUGAUCAAUCAUACAAGUUUUAAUUAGAAUAAAAGAAACAAUUACGUAUACAUUUACAUUAUAUUAAAAAAAAAAAAAGUAAUAAUGCACCUGAGCGGAAUUUGUUAAAAUGUUUUCUAAACAAAUUGUACAUAGAAUGUAAAAUUGUUCUCCUUGGUAAUCAAAUAAUUUUUGUUUUAUAUGUAACAGGCAACCCGUAUUGGUAAAAUGGUCAAUGAAUUACGCCGAAAAACUGUGGACAAACAGUUGGCCAAACGUGCAAAGGAGCUGGUACAACGAUGGCGUAACCUAAUGAUGAAUAGUGCUCAUGUCAUACAACAAACUAAGCUGCCUUCCUCGCAACCCAAUGGCAUGCUUAGCAAUUAUAAUAAUAAAAGACCUAUUUCUUCACCUGAUCAAUAUACAGCACCUCUUAAAGUAUGAAACUGAUUUUAAAAAAUGUGUGCCUAUAUGUAUGUAAUCAUUAAUAUAAUUAUUAAUUUUAUUUAGAAACCAAAAUUAAAUGGAGUACCUACACUGAGCUCAAAUACCAUAUCUCCGACGGUUCAAAAAUCACCAGAACCAAUACCUAGUCCAGUAAAUGAGCUUGAACAAGAACCUGAUCCGAUAUUAGAACCACAGGGUCCAAAAAAACGUGGGCGAAAAAAAGGAGGCAAAAAUUCCAUAAAAGUAGGGAUAACACCUGUUAACUCUGUAGAUCUGGAAAGAAUGGUAAGUGUUGGUGCCAGCAAAAUAAAAACUACCCAAGAAAUAAUUGCAUCAUUGAGAAAGGAUGAUGAAAAUUAUCAGUUUGAGGAGAAACCACAAAUUUCUGUACCUGAGUUCCAGGACGAACCUUCUGUAACAAAAGUUGAUAAACCUAGUCGACCUAAAGUUGCAAAUGUCGACAGAGAAAUACAGGAUAUAUAUAAUAGAUUACCUCCUCUUGACUUAGAAGCCAUAGACUGGAGUUCACCUCCACCAUCGCCACCACGGCCACCUCUCUCACCUACUGAUUUAGUAAAUGGAGCUCAAAUAGAAGGCGUUACUGGUAAUUGGGAAAACGAAGAAACGUUUCGAGAGUGGCACGAGGUCUUAACUAGGACAAACGAUACUGGUGAACCGCUUGUCAUACUACCAUACGUGAUAAUUGACUGACAGGGAUUUUUUCUACUAGACUUUGUGAUAAAGACAUUUCAAGUCUUAAUAUUGUAAAUAUUAAAAUUAACUUUUUAAUAAAAGUGUAAAAAUUUAAAUUUAAAAAUAAAUAUAUAAUAUUUACGUAGACAUGUAUCCGAUUACAUAAUGUGUCUUAUCAUUAAUGUUCUUAAAAUAAUUAUUUGACUCUUAAUACUGUAAAGAAUUACAAUUGUUUACCCACAUAAAAUUUAUUGAAAAAAAUUAAUCUGCAAAUUCCUAGAUCAAACUAAUAAUUAUUGUUUUAUUUGUCAAUCGAAAAAAAAUAAUUCUAAUUCAUUAAAUUGGAAGUUAAGCUAGUCAAAAGACCAAGUUUAAUUUAUAAUGUUAUUAUUUGUCUUUUCCUUUUUGUUGUUUUUUUUUUUUUUUUUUUUUUUUUUUUUUUUUUUUUUUUUUUUUUUUGACUUAGUUAUUAUUUCAUUUGCGUUUUUUCAUGUAUAUAUAUGUGUACAUUUCAUAACUGGUUAAACCUUAAAUACAAUGUCUUGUGCCUUCAUCAAUGUAAUAUUUUUUAGCAAAUCUUUUCAUAAAUAUAUGAUAUUUGUUACCAAAAUAAUAGUACAUUACAUUUUCAGUAAUUAUUAUUAUACAAAAAAAAAAAAUUAAAACUAAAACACAAACAACUUUUUUGGUCACUUAUUCAUUAUGUUUAUGUUCAUAUUUUGUUUAUUAAUCAAAGAACUUCCUAAUUUCCUUAUUGUUUUAGCUAAAUUGUUAAAUUAUUGUAAAUAUGAUUUUUUUUUUUUUCUUUUGUUAUUAUUUUUUUUUAUUUUUUUUUUUUUUUGACUUAGUUAUUAUUUCAUUUGCGUUUUUUCAUGAAUAAAAUGUUUAUUUUAUCAUAGCGCAUUUAUUUUGGGUACAUUUUCUAUGUAAUAGCUGUUAAAUAUACUAUGAAAAGAAAGUUUAAAAAUUGUUUCACAGUAUUGUAGUACUUUUUUAAGUACUUUGUUGAUAUAAUAAAUAAAAUACAAUGAUUGGUUCUUUUUUAAA